CAACCCAGAAGUAGAAUGGUCUCAGGCGCUGAGCUUGACGCACGUCGAAGGCUGCUGCAGCCUGCAGAGGAGGGAGACGCUUUGUCUAUUUAAAGGGUCACCCUGCAAGCAGCAUAUAAUAACAAUAUAAUAACACGGAGCUCAGCAUUCGUCUCCCAAAUGCUCUGUCUUAUUCGACUCGGUGGACGUUAGUCCGGGCUGAAGAAGCUUUUUUCGCCUCUCUCCCUUUUCAUCGACGAGGCUUUGAAGUUAAAUGCAGAAAACGAUGGGCAAAGAUUAUUAUAAAACGCUGGGCAUCAGUAAAGGAGCCACAGAGGAGGACAUCAAGAAAGCGUACAGAAAGCAGGCGCUGAAAUGGCAUCCCGACAAGAACAAGUCUGCGGCCGCCGAGGAUAAAUUUAAGGAGAUCGCCGAGGCUUAUGAGGUCCUCAGCGACCCAAAGAAAAGGGACAUUUAUGAUCAACACGGAGAAGAAGGUCUCAAGGGAGGAAGUGGUCCUCCUGGUGACGGACAAGGCAACACCUUCACGUAUACCUUCCAUGGGGAUCCUCAUGCCACCUUUGCCACAUUCUUUGGGGGCUCAAACCCCUUUGAGAUGUUCUUUGGGCGCAAGCCCAAUGGGCGUGAUGACGAGGACAUGGAGGUGGAUGGAAACGAUCCCUUUGGCUCCUUCACCAGCUUCAAUCUGAACGGAUUGCCUCGGGAUGGACACGCCGGCCUGGGAGGACAGCAGCAGCAGCAGCCGCGGCGCAAGCAGGACCCUGCCAUCAUCCACGAACUGAGGGUCUCCCUGGAGGAGGUCUUCCACGGCUGCACCAAAAGGAUGAAGAUCUCUCGCAAAAGGCUCAACCCGGACAGCAGAACCAUGCGCACUGAGGACAAGAUCCUCACUAUUGAGAUCAAGCGCGGCUGGAAGGAAGGAACCAAGAUCACCUUCCCACGGGAGGGAGAUGAGUCGCCCAACACCAUCCCGGCUGACAUCGUUUUUGUCAUCAAGGACAAGCCCCACCCUCAUUUCAGGCGGGAAGGCUCCAACAUUGUGUAUCCUGUCCGUGUGAGCCUGCGACAGUCGCUGUGUGGAUGCUCGGUAACCGUGUCAACGAUAGACGGCAACACGUGCAACAUGAAGAUCACGGAUGUGGUCAAGCCUGGCAUGAGAAAGACUGUGGUGGGCCAAGGCCUGCCCUUCCCCAAAAACCCAGAGCAGAGAGGAGACCUGGUGGUUGAGUUUGAUGUGAACUUUCCCGAAACGUUGCCCGGCAACGCCAAGGAUGUCCUGAAGCGGCAUUUACCGGCAUAGAGCCAAGCAACGAGGUGCGGACGCCCACCUGGAUGGAUGUGCAAUAUCAGCACUCAUUUUGGGUGUUUUUAUAAAUUCAAUGCAUGCUGCCAAGACCUUGUACGUACACAGACCUCUUUUCCUUGCUGGUGUGGAAUCCUGGUGAAACCCAGAAAUGUGCCGUGCCAAACAACAAUCUCCUGCUUUCAUUAAGAUGUGACAGUCGUCAUUGCUGACCAGCUUUACUUUGGACUUAUGAACCAUCAUUUGGUUCCCCUGUGUGUGUGUGCGUAGUUUAGAAAUGACCUUGUAAAACUUGAAUUUGAAAAUAAAUAUUUCCAUAUUAACUGAUGAGGUAUUAUAAGCAUAUAUGAAUUAUGCCAGCUCCAAUGCACAAAGUUCAAUAAUGAAAUAACUGACUGUGCUUUUAAUUCAGACGAGUUAGCAGGCCACAGCUGCUGCCUUUCUGCUGCUAGCACUUACACUUACAGGACAGGGCUUACGAUUUACCACCAGGGGGCGCUAC
Messenger RNA from Dunckerocampus dactyliophorus (ringed pipefish), 1805 nucleotides. RefSeq names its product DnaJ heat shock protein family (Hsp40) member B4 (gene dnajb4). The coding region runs from base 254 to 1300 and encodes 348 amino acids. Gene Ontology annotation, cellular component: cytosol. The record is from RefSeq and is a predicted model, not a curated record. Gene Ontology annotation, molecular function: protein-folding chaperone binding. NCBI's taxonomy places the organism in Eukaryota, Metazoa, Chordata, Actinopteri, Syngnathiformes, Syngnathidae. The transcript is spliced from 3 exons.